GGAAGUUACCAUGGUAACAGAACAUUAGUUUCCAGUCUUUUUUCCCCAGACACAUUCCGUCUUCGUUAGUCUUCGAAUAUGUCGUCGAGCAAACAAGAAGUGAUUGCUAUUACAGGGGUUUCUUCGGGCUUAGGCCUUGCGAUGGUGAAAUGGUACACAUCCAGAGGCCAUGUAGUGUUAGGAUGUGCAAGAUCGACACAGAAGAUAAGUCAGUUAAACGACGAGUUUUGUAAAGGAAACAAACCGAAGCAGUUUACUGUUGUUGAUAUUGUGAACGAGGCGGAUGUGAAACGUUGGUCAGAAGAAACUAUUUCAAGCUUUGGAGCGCCGACUCUUCUUCUGAACAAUGCUUCUGUCACCAAUAAUAACCUUUGUCUGUGGCAAAUUUCAGCAGAGGAGUUUAGCAAUGUCAUUGAUAUCAACAUCAAAGGCACCACAAAUGUUAUUCGCCAUUUUGUGCCUGAGAUGAUCAAAGCGGGAAAAGGCGUGGUUGUCAAUUUUAGCUCCGGCUGGGGGAGAAGCGUUUCGCCUCAUGUGGCUCCUUAUUGUGCUACCAAGUGGGCAAUUGAGGGGCUUUCUAAAGCACUGGCCUUAGAGCUACCUGCACCUUUGACUUGUGUUCCAUUAAAUCCUGGCAUUAUCAACACACCGAUGUUACAGACCAGCUUUGGAGAACAAGGUGCAGCAAUGCAGGAGACACCAGAGAAAUGGGCCCAGACCGCUUGCCCAUUUAUUUUAUCCAUAGACCGUUCUCAAAAUGGCAGGAGCCUCACAGUUCCAUAACUGUGUCUUGAUGGGGUGUAUCAAAACACAUGAAUAGCUAUUUUAUCAAUUUGAGGUUGACCCAUCUACAUCUGCAUCUACAUUACUGAGUCAGCACAAACUAUAUACAGUUACAAUAAUAACACACUAACUUUAACAGAAGCUAUAUAUAGUCAUAAUAAUAAGUAACAUGCUAACUUAAGCAUAAUAAUUAUAAUGGAGGGACUCCCGUAUAAAAAGGACAGGGGGGGCUCUUCAUACCUUUUCAUCAUCAUUCCUUAUAGCCCCCAGUGGGGCAUAGGAUCACCAUCAUACCUUUUUGUGGUUUAAAAAGCAGUAUUGGUACCUCUUACAUGUAGGGUGUUUAUCCUCAAAAGGUCUCCAGCGGGAGCUUUGCAGUACUUUUUCAGGUAUUCAGAGCCACCCAAAAAUAGGACUAGAGAUAUUUGACAAUCAAUGGAUUUUUAAUUGUCUCAUUUACCAUUUCCUGUAGUGCAAAAUUCAUGUUAUAUAGGAUAGAGAUUAUGACAAUGCUUUCAAAAACUCUAUUUGAUGAAAUCAUCUUUAUUCCUAUGAGAACUUAAUUUUGUAUGGACAGGGGCGUAGCUCCCUUUAAGCCAGUAAGCCCAGGCUUACAAACUUUUCUUGGUAUAUUUAUUUUUUCAGUUCUUGUAAAUUAUAUUUCUUUUCAUAGAACAAGUUUUCGGGGUGACUUCGUUAAGAAAACAUUCUAAGAAGAGAAAACUGCAAAACAAAAACAAAAAAAAACUACUCAAGGAAACCAUUUAAGUGCUUGUGUCCUGAACCUUUUUUUUGGGUUUCUUUCCCACAUCUAGUUAUUUAUUUAGAUUGCACUGUUUAAUGUAAUGGGUGCACCAGUGGUUGCAGCUUUUGUUAAAAGUUUUCACUGUUUUAUCUAAUAUGCGAAGCAAUGCUUUCACAGUAUUUUUAUCUUUUUCUUUAGGUAUUUGUACAACGUUCGACAAGGCCUGCCCACUAAACAUAUCAAUUUUAUUUUGCAGAAAGAGUGAAAAAAACCGAAAGUAAUCAUGAUAGCAAAAAAAUUGGUUUCUGAUUGGCUGCUUUAAAAUGAAUGCAGAAAAUCAUGUCUUAAGAAAAUGCUUGAACUCGUGUUUGAUCAGCGGCAAUUCACCUUAUCCAUAGGCCAUUGCAAACUACAAAUAUAUAAGCCACCUUGAGCUGUAAUAAGGCAUGAAUCGAACAAAUCAUUGGCCUACUUGACUUCCCCCACCUUUCCUAGCUGCACUGCAUUUAUGAGGUAUGAAACAGGCUUGGAAGCCAAAAAUGGCUAGCUACAUCCCAGGUGGAUACCAGAACUGUACAUAGAUAAGUAGCCAUCAAAGUGUUUGAUUUAUUUACCAUUUUGUUUACAGUGAACAACUUAUACUAAACAGGAUAGAGAUUUAUGGCAGUGCUUUCAUAAACUUUAUAAGUAGAAGGUAUUCAAAGCAAACCUGUGUAUCAAAACAUGAGUAAGUGUAGUUCAUAUCAAAUUACAAUGUGGUAAUUUUGGGUGUUA
Molecule: messenger RNA, 2302 nt
Organism: Orbicella faveolata
Lineage: Eukaryota; Metazoa; Cnidaria; Anthozoa; Scleractinia; Merulinidae
Source: RefSeq, a predicted model, not a curated record